Messenger RNA from Suillus bovinus, 579 nucleotides. RefSeq lists its product as uncharacterized. The record is from RefSeq and is a predicted model, not a curated record. The transcript has a single exon. The coding region runs from base 1 to 579 and encodes 192 amino acids. Lineage: Eukaryota; Fungi; Basidiomycota; Agaricomycetes; Boletales; Suillaceae.
AUGUCCACUCAAUGCCCUGCUUGUUCCUGUGACGAUUUCACGGUAACUGGUCUCAGUCAACAUCUUGCCAAGAGCCGCAACCCACAUUGUCAAGCACUGUACCAUCAGUCGCGCUCCCAAGUACAUACCAGGGACCAACAAGAUGAGCCUGACGAGCCGACUGCAGAAGACGAGCCUGGGUAUGAGGUUGACAAGCCUAGGGAUGAGGGUGAUGAGGCUGGGGAUGAGGAUGAUGAUGAGGGGUGGAAUCUCGAACCUGAAUGGGAGCCUCCCAUUGAAGAUCAAGUCGAGGACGUGACCAUGAAUGCCAUUGAGGAUUUGGCCGAUGAAGAUGAAGCUGGCUGGGAAGAUCAACGCCGUGCUCACCAGGAUAUUCAAGCACGUGCGCAAGGGCAGCGUGGUUGUGUGGUGGUGCCCUACCCAGAUGUGCAUGCUGGCCAGCAAAUAACGCGCGGUUGUGCUGCAAAUGCAGAAUACAAGGUGCAUCUGGCCAAUGAGGAGGAGAAUUUGUAUCACCCUUUUGCAUCCAAGAUUGUUACAAUAACAUUUACUCCUAUUUUCAUUUUUCUUUACUCGUAA